Lytechinus variegatus (green sea urchin) is the source of this 2409-nucleotide messenger RNA. RefSeq names its product G-protein coupled receptor 54-like. The record is from RefSeq and is a predicted model, not a curated record. Lineage: Eukaryota; Metazoa; Echinodermata; Echinoidea; Temnopleuroida; Toxopneustidae. Gene Ontology annotation, molecular function: G protein-coupled receptor activity. Gene Ontology annotation, cellular component: plasma membrane. The transcript has 3 exons. Gene Ontology annotation, biological process: G protein-coupled receptor signaling pathway. The coding region runs from base 667 to 1893 and encodes 408 amino acids.
UUGGUUUUACUCUUUUCAUCCGAAUCAUAUUUUGUGUAAGUUAAUUCUUUCUAUUGUCAUUUGAGUGGCGAAAAGUUAGAUUUGUGCUCAAAUUGAUUGACCCGCAUGUUUGUAUUAAACUCCUGGCCAGAUGGGUAUUUCAUUAAGUUGUUCGCAGCUAGGUUACGACUGGUAACCCUUUCUUGUGCUAACUGUUACACCCCUAUAUACUGAUUUGGCACCUAGGAACAUGUUCCAGUCAUUCGAAAGUCGUGCGUAACUGUACGAACAUCUUUAUGAAACACCGACCAGGAUAUGAAAUAUUAUACUUUUCAGCAUAUCUGUUAAGUACCGGCACAAAUGUAUUUCAGCAGAAAAUAGCCCAUCAAUUCUUCUAAAAAAUGACUGAUGAUUGUUGAAAUGUACUAAAGUUACUUCACCCUUUUCAAGAUUCCAAGUCCAGAAAUAUAUCCCAUGUUUGUGGUGGCUCACCAAUCACCGUCAUAUCAAUACAGUGCGUAUGAAAUUGCUAGUCGACCAGGAAAAAAUAUUAACCCUUUCUUGUGCAGAUCAUUUUCUUAGGCAAAUCUGCACUUUCUUUGUAAUAGUUUCAUUUUUAGAUCGGAUUAAACUUUGUAAAGGGGUCUAUAGUUUUUAUUUAAAAGAAAAAAAUUAAGAAGAAAUAAAAUGUGGUACCCGCCGGGUGGAAAUCCGUGUAUCGCUUACAGACAGAACCAUUCAAAGAAUGACCACGGCGAUUUCGAUGACGACCAUCAUGGCCAUGAUGACGACCAUGAUACGUUUGUUGUUCAUAGAUACGGUUUCGAGGAUGAUUACGACAUGGAUGUUUCCAUAGACUCGAUCGUCAGCAAGCCCGUUGAGAUUUUCCUUUUCGUAUUCCUGCUCAUCGUGAUCAUCGUCGGUGUCGUCGGUAACUUUCUUAUCCUCGUCAUCGUCUUCACCCAGAGGAAGAACCGGACGACAUCCAGUUGCUAUGUUGCAAGUCUUGCUUUCACCGACAUCAUAGUGCUGCUAACGUGUGGGGUUCUCCAUUGUGUUGUCACGACGUCAUUCGCUUUCGACCUCGAUAUUGUCGAGAUUCCGUCUUGGAUGUAUCAAUCAUUUCUAUUCAUUCACAUGGUUUCCAAAGGAGUGACCUGUUACACCUUAGUCGCACUGACGAUCGACCGAUAUCUCCAUAUCGUUCAUCCGAUCUUGUCUCGAAGAUAUCGUAGUAUCCGGCAUGCCGUGGUCGUCAGCUUGGCAGUCUGGAUCGGUUCUCUACUCUAUUCCUGUAUCAUCAGCAUAUUGAGAUUCGACGAGCUUGUCGUCUACGCGAUUGUUUUUCUUACCGAGUACGUCUUCCCCCUCAUCGUCAGCGUGACAUUCUACGUCAUCAUCAUCCGCAAAUUCUGGCAACCGGGACCGCACAUCAUUUCAUUACGACGAGGAAGCAACGGGGAAGACGAAAACCGGCGACAGAAAAUCGGCCUGCUCCGAAUGGUCCUCGUCGCCCUGGUCGUCUUCGGGGUCACCGUUGGAGUCCACCACGGCAUGCAGUUUAGCGUCAUCAUCAUCUCGAAGAAUUGCGAACGAAGCCGCAGCCACGGUGAGGUCAACGUCUUGACGUUUUUUUCACAUACUGCCCUCUUCGUCAACAGCGCGUUGAAUCCAUUUGUGUAUGGACUGACGAAUUCCCUGUACGCUAGUGCUCUGACAUCGUUGCUGUGUUUCUGGCGUACGCAACCAAGGAAGUUAGUGUUUAAGACCGUACCCGAGAUUUAUCGAAUGUUCUCGAAGGCGACGAUUUUCUUGGGGAAAUCAUCAGGGGAGAUGAACAUGAGUGACUCAAAUGGUAACCAAGGAUAUACGGAGGAGAAAGUAGAUUCUUCAGUUUCAGAAGUUUCUUUGUAAUUUCAAUCCACUUUCCCCAUUCUGCCAUAUCUAAAUUCCUCUUUUGUAUAUAACGGAAUUCAAGAUAUGCCUAGGCCUUUUUUAUGUUCAUAUUGGGUUUCGAUGUCAAUAUUAAAACAAUAGCUCAGUCGGUAGAGCGGGGAUUUCGGAUUCCGGUGACCCGAGUUCGAUUCCCAUUUGGUGAGCUAGUGCCCUUUGGUAAGGCAUUCAUCCUCAUUACCACGUCCCUCGGAGAGGACUUUAAGCCGUUGGUACCAACGGCUUAAGAGGGACCUGUCCCUUGGUUGCUUGCUCACAGGCAUUCGUGCUUUCUUAGCAGUCUGGUAAAAAACCUCGGUAUAACGAAAUUAUAUGUAAUUUUCUUCAAAGAAAGUAUUAAGAACCAAGGAUAUAGCCUUGUGUUACUCCAAAUGAAUGGGCAGUAUUAAGUAAUUUGUAGGGAAAAAAUAUAUUUGGAGGUAUAUUCAUAAAACUCCGUCUGACUGAAAAUAAAAUUUCGUGAUUUCAUGAUGUUUU